AUGGAAAGAAACUCCAAUGAUUUGGUUGAACUUCUACUUUCAAACCGUGCCACUGUCAAUGCAAAUAACCAUGAUGGGAAUACACCUCUUCAUUUAGCUUCAAUGAUGGAUGAUGACAAAGUCAUUGAACUAUUAAUUUCUCAUGGUGCUACAAUAAAUCCUUUAGGUAUAAUGAUCUAA
Molecule: messenger RNA, 180 nt
Organism: Trichomonas vaginalis G3
Lineage: Eukaryota; Parabasalia; Trichomonadida; Trichomonadidae
Product: putative GTP-ase activating proteins for the small GTPase, ARF family
Exons: 1
Coding region: 1-180 (59 amino acids)
Molecular function (GO): protein binding
Source: RefSeq, a predicted model, not a curated record